AUGGGUACGCUGGAUGAUGUGUUGCGGAAACAUGCUGCAGUGUUCUCUAAAGAGCUAGGAGUGAUGAAAGGCAUUGAAGCAAACGUGUCACUAAAGCCUGAGCACAAACCAAAGUUUUUCCAGCCGAGAGUGGUCCCAUAUGCUCUACGCCCAAAGGUUGAAGCUGAAUUGACCCGUCUUACUGAAAUUGGAGUCCUGUCACCUGUACAAUAUAGCGAAUGGGCAACUCCAAUAGUUCCAGUGGUAAAAAAGAAUGGAGCAGUGCGCACUUGCUGCGAUUUCAAAGUGACAAUAAACCCUUUCCUCCAAGUUGAGCAAUAUCCAAUUCCACGUAUUGAGGAUCUUUUUGCAUCCUUGGCAGGAGGACAACGUUUUAGCAAAUUGGAUCUAUCCAAUGCCUACCUGCAAAUGCAAGUCAACGAGAGCUCGCGAAAACUCCUCACAAUCAACACACAGAAAGGUCUCUUCUGUUAUAAUCGUCUUCCUUUUGGGAUUGCCUCGGCUCCAGCCAUUUUUCAAAGGGCCAUGGACCAGAUCUUGCAAGGGCUACCCAACGUACACUGUUAUCUGGAUGACAUAUUAGUGACUGGCUGUACUGACACUGAACACCUACAACAUCUUGAUGCAGUGCUUGGACGUCUGGAGGAGUUUGGCUUGCGAUUUGAGAAGGACAAAUGUGAAUUUUUCAAAGACUCUUUGGAGUACCUGGGUCAUAUAAUUGAUUCUGCAGGAUUGCACAAAUCUCCAGAGAAAAUGCGAGCAAUUGUCGAAGCACCGGCUCCCAUCAGUCUCACCCAGUUGAGAUCAUUCCUGGGUCUGAUAAAUUAUUAUGGGCGCUUCAUACCGAAUCUUGCAACCAUUCUGAAUCCUCUGAAUGCCCUAUUGUGCAAGGAGACACGUUGGCAUUAGUCUGUGGAAUGUGAAUCUGCUUUUAGGUGGGCAAAGGAACAGCUUGUAUGUAUUGACACAUUAUGAUCCCCAAAACAGCAUUCGACUGGCAUGUGACGCUUCACCCUAUGGUGUAGGGGUAGUAAUCUCCCAUGUGCUACCUAGUGGAGAGGAGAAGCCAGUAGCAUUUGCGUCACGGACUCUUAGCAAAGCAGAACAGAAUUACGCACAAAUUGAGCGCGAGGCCUUGGCGAUCAUUUUUGGUGUGCGUAAAUUCCACCAAUAUCUC
This is a messenger RNA of Astyanax mexicanus (Mexican tetra), 1177 nucleotides long. RefSeq lists its product as uncharacterized. The record is from RefSeq and is a predicted model, not a curated record. The transcript has a single exon. The coding region runs from base 1 to 909 and encodes 302 amino acids. Lineage: Eukaryota; Metazoa; Chordata; Actinopteri; Characiformes; Acestrorhamphidae.